CACAUGUUCUGGGUGGUACGUAACUGCAGCCGGUUUGUCCCUUAAGAGCCUGGAAUAAAGCAGGAAGAGAAAAGCAAGACGGCUUUCCUCAUUGGCACCUUUUGAUGGCAACUGUAUGCAGACGUCCAAGUUUCACAGAGCUGGUCUUCAGGCUGCCAUGACAAGGCUGCAUACGUUAACGUUCCCCAAAACUGGACCCAGUCAUAGAAGCUUCUGAGUAAAUAAAAGGGCUGCAGGUCUCAUGAGAACGUUCUAAGAGCUGCAUGAUUGACCUAAGGAGGCCUGCACGGUGAAGCUGAGGCAACCACCUUGAGGCUGGGGUAAGAGGAGAUGAACAUCUGCAAUAAACCGCCUAAUAAGACAGCUCCAGAGAAGACAAGCGAUGAAGCAGCUCCUGAGGCCCAGUCCCAGCAUGCCCGGAGAAACGGCUGGAGCUGGCCGCCCCACCCGUUCCAGUUUGUUGCCUGGCUGCUCUACCUCUUCUUUGCCCUGGUCGGCUUCGGCAUCCUCGUGCCGCUCCUGCCUGUUCACUGGGUUCCUGCUGGGUAUAUCUGUCCAGGAGUCUUUUUCCUCUGCCAUCUAAUAGUUCAUCUUACAGUGGUUUCCAUCGACCCAGCCGAUGACAGCGUGCGUGAGAAGAAUUACCGGGGGCCCCUCUCCACGUUCAAUCGUAGCCAGCAUGCUCAUGUCAUUGAGAACCGCCACUGUCACAUCUGUGAUGUGAGCGUGAGCUCCCGAUCCAAGCACUGCGGGACCUGCAACAAGUGCGUGCGCGGAUUCGAUCACCACUGCAUGUGGCUCAACAACUGUGUGGGGGAGAGGAACUACUGGCUUUUUCUGAACAGUGUGAUAUCAGCCAUUGUGGGCCUUCUCCUUUUCCUGCUCAUCGCUUUCUACGUCUUUGUGGAGUUCUUCCUUAACCCCAUGAAACUGCGCACCGACCAGCACUUUGAAGGUUUAAAGAACCAAACGGACGUGUGGUUUGUGUUCCUUCCUGCUGCUCCCGUUGAGACCCAGGCCCCUGCCAUCUUGGCCCUGGCUGGCAUCCUGAUCUUCCUGGGGCUGCUGACUCUGUUCCUGUUGGGCCACCUCCUCAUCUUCCACAUUUAUCUUAUUUGGCACCGAAUGACUACCUAUGAAUACAUUGUGCAGCAGCGCCCACCCCGGGAGAUGAAGGAGCCCGACAAGCAGCUGGAAUCCUGCCCUCCCCAAGUGAGGCGCAUCCAGGAAAUGCAGUUUUACGCAGGGAGUCUUGGAUAUACCAACCCUGAAGUUCCGAGGGAGGAUUCAGGAUUAGCCUCUGGGAAAGACCUACCAAAGUUCUGCAUGCGCAACGAUGGCUCAGACUCUAAGUUCAUCCUGUCCCCUGAACCGUCAGAGACGCAAGUCGGAAUCCCGCCACAGAAGAAGAAGAGGAAGAAGAGGAAGAGGCACAAGGAGCCCUCUUCUCUGGCAGAGGAAAGGUCCAAGGCGAUGGUCGCCCCCUGGUCUUCUCUUCCAGUUUUACAGCAAGAACUGACAGCCACGGCCGCCACCUCCUCAGCCUCCUCAGCCUCCAGCCUUCGCCUCCCCAUCCCAGCUCUCCCUCCCCAAGUAGCCACGCCCCCAGGCAGCAGCGGUCCGGUCCAGGCGGCAGGCCCUCCAGCCGAUUACCAUUCCGAGUCGGCCGAAUCCAUGGACGAGAUCCCCGUGGCCCAGACCCGCCUGGGAAGCAGUGCCCCUAACGGAGCUUCCAAGAGCCACCUGAGUGGCGCUCGGCACCUCCCGGUCCCCGGAGCCCCUUCCCAAGGGGGAGGAGAGGAGCGCCAGAACUCUGGGUGCAAAGCCAAGAGGAGGAACUGGCCGCCAUCUGCACCGCCACCGGAGGACGAGGAGCUGGAACUGUCCUUUCAGGUCCCCACCGUGUUUGUGAGCACGAGCAGCGGGGAGCUGCCCGUCCCCAACUCCUCCUGGUCUGGUGAAUCCUCUGAACCCCCUCACAGAAAAUGCUCCAGCAAACGGCACGUGGACGACCAGGACUUCCACGUAUGGGACACAAGCACCAGUACAACUGCAGCAUAGCCCCCCCCUCCCCCAACAUCCAAGGGGAAAAGCAAGGGGGGGGUAUAAGGUGCUCACUCUCCCAAAUAUAUUUGUGUCCGAGGAUUUAAAAACGAGUGAUCUAUCUUGCUUGCAGGCCUUGACUCCUCCGUGCCUGCCCUCUUAUUGCAGGCUGGGGUGUGUGCGUUCUGUUACUUUUCUGGCUCCCGCAGCAGAGACACAAACGCCUUUGGGUCAAUAGCUGCCCCGGGGCAUGAGUCUUCCCUCAAGUGCUGUGUAUCAAAGAAGUGGAGAAAUAAUGUUUUU
Messenger RNA from Gekko japonicus, 2346 nucleotides. RefSeq names its product zinc finger, DHHC-type containing 1 (gene ZDHHC1). NCBI's taxonomy places the organism in Eukaryota, Metazoa, Chordata, Lepidosauria, Squamata, Gekkonidae. Gene Ontology annotation, molecular function: protein-cysteine S-palmitoyltransferase activity. Gene Ontology annotation, biological process: protein targeting to membrane; peptidyl-L-cysteine S-palmitoylation. The transcript has 12 exons. Bases 331 to 2061 code for a protein of 576 amino acids. The record is from RefSeq and is a predicted model, not a curated record. Gene Ontology annotation, cellular component: Golgi apparatus; endoplasmic reticulum.